GCCUUUCUCUCCCGACCCCAGUCUUUCUUUAGGUCACAUCCCCCCAAUGAGUUUGUGAAGAUGAGGGCCUCAAGAGCCGUGGCCGUCCUCAGUGACGGUCGCAUUUUCAGCUCGAGCCCCGGCGCAAGGCUCCUGAGCCUGAGCAGCUGGAGCUGCAGGGCGAGCUCCGAUGCGCCGCGGCAGCAGCCCGCCCAGCCCCACGGCGCCAGGAGCUUCAGCCAGUCUGUCCAGAGGGGCGCUGCCCUGAACGCCGCCCAGGAAGCUCUCAAGGCCGCAAAGGAUGCGGCCAAUCUGUCCCCCGAAGUCGUCAAGGCGCGCAUGAGUCCCGAGGAGACCAAGCGUCUUUCUAUGGUCCGAAACAUUGGUAUUGCAGCACACAUCGACAGUGGUAAAACGACAUGCACCGAGCGAGUCCUCUUCUACACCGGCCGCAUCAAGGCCAUCCACGAGGUCAGAGGCCGCGACAGCGUCGGCGCAAAGAUGGACUCUAUGGAACUGGAACGCGAGCGAGGAAUCACCAUCCAAUCGGCUGCUACCUUCUGCGACUGGGAGAAGAAGGAAAACGGAAAAACGGAAACCUACCACAUCAACCUCAUCGACACCCCGGGCCACGUCGACUUCACCAUCGAGGUCGAGCGCGCCCUGCGAGUUCUCGACGGUGCCGCCAUGAUUCUCUGCGCCGUCAGCGGCGUCCAGAGUCAGACCAUCACCGUCGACAGGCAGAUGAAACGGUACAACGUCCCCCGCAUUAGCUUCGUGAACAAGAUGGACCGCAUGGGUGCCAACCCCUUCAAGGCCGUCGAGCAGAUCAACUCCAAGCUCAGGAUCCCCGCCGCCGCUAUCCAGGUCCCCAUCGGCUCCGAGAAGGAGUUCGAGGGCGUCGUCGACCUGAUCCACAUGCGCGCCAUCCGCAACGACGGCCACCGUGGUGUCCAGCUCAAGAUCUCCGACCAGAUCCCCGAGGACCUCAAGGAGCUCGCCCAGCAGAAGCGCCAGGAGCUGAUCGAGAAGCUCGCCGACGUCGACGACGAGAUGGCCGAGAUGUUCCUGGACGAGAAGGAGCCCACCCCCGAGCAGAUCAAGGCCGCCAUCCGCCGCGCCACCAUCGGCCUCAAGUUCACCCCUGUCCUGAUGGGCACCGCCCUCGGCGACAAGUCCAUCCAGCCCAUGCUCGACGCCAUCUGUGACUUCCUGCCGAACCCCGCCGACGUGCAGAACAUGGCCCUCGACCGCUCCCAGGGCGAGAAGCCGACCGCCCUUGUCCCCUACAACGCCCUGCCCUUUGUCGGCCUCGCCUUCAAGCUCGAGGAGAACCCCUACGGCCAGCUCACCUACAUCCGCGUCUACCAGGGCCAGCUCAAGAAGGGCAGCUACCUGUUCAACUCGCGCACCAACAAGAAGGUCCGCAUCCCGCGUAUCGUGCGCAUGCACUCCAACGACAUGGAGGACGUCGCCGAGAUUGGCGCCGGUGAGAUCUGCGCCGUCUUUGGUGUCGACUGCGCCUCGGGCGACACCUUUACCGACGGCAACCUCCCCUACACCAUGAGCUCCAUGUACGUCCCCGACGCCGUCAUGUCCCUGUCCAUCAAGCCCAAGCGCAGCAGCGACGCCGACCCCUUCUCCAAGGCCAUGAACCGCUUCCAGCGCGAGGACCCCACCUUCCGCCUGACCGUCGACGAGGAGUCCGAGGAGACUAUUAUUUCCGGCAUGGGUGAGCUCCACCUCGAGGUCUACGUCGAGCGCCUCCGCCGCGAGUACAAGGUCGAGUGCGAGACGGGCCAGCCCCGCGUCGCCUACCGUGAGACCAUCACCCGCCGCGCCGACUUCGACUACCUCCUCAAGAAGCAGACCGGCGGCCCGGGCGACUUCGCGCGCGUCAUGGGCUUCCUGGAGCCGAACCCCGAGGACCCGGAGAAGAACCACUUCGAGACGCAGGUGGUCGGCGGCACCAUCCCGGACAAGUACCUGUCGGCCUGCGGCAAGGGCUUCGAGCUGGGCUGCGAGGAGGGCCCCCUGCUGGGCCACAAGGUCAUCGGCGCCAAGCUGGUGGUCAACGACGGCGCGACGCACGUGACGGACUCGUCCGACUACGCGUUCCAGAUGGCGACGCAGGCCGCGUUCCGCAAGGCGUUCAAGGACGCCGGCGGCACCGUGCUCGAGCCGCUGAUGAAGACGACCAUCACGGCGCCCAACGAGUUCCAGGGCAACAUCAUCAUGCUCAUGAACAAGCGCGGCACCAUCGUCGACACCGAGAUCGGCCCCGAGGACUUCACGCUCACCGCCGACUGCUCCCUCAACGCCAUGUUCGGCUUCAGCUCGCACCUGCGCGCCGCCACCCAGGGCAAGGGCGAGUUCAGCAUGGAGUUCAGCCACUACGCCGCCGCGCCGCCUCAGCUGCAGAAGGAACUCAUCGCCAAGUACGAGAAGGAGAGGUUCGCGAAAUAGAAGCCCUCCACACGAUGUCUCUCAAUCCGAGAGCAUAGCCUCACCUAGGCUGCACGGCCACAAGAUGGUGGCCGUGCCAAGAGAGGUGGAGAGUUGCAACAUGGACGAUCGUGGAUGAUGAGUUCAUGAUCUGGAGAAUUGUACUAUAUCAAAAGGAUAUGUGUGUGCCCAACCAUAUAUAAACAGACGGGGUGCUCAUCUUUACUUUAUUCUGGCAUGGCAUGGUUUAGACUAGAGAGAAGCCUGGUCAGAAAGAGGCGCGCUUGCCGGGAAAUUUACCCCCCGAGCGGCCGCUGUUCUCAUACAAAAUGUUAUAUAGACCGAUGACACUGACUGCCUGCACAAAAAUCAAAGACAACGCUUAUCCUCUCUCCUCC
Molecule: messenger RNA, 2822 nt
Organism: Diaporthe batatas
Lineage: Eukaryota; Fungi; Ascomycota; Sordariomycetes; Diaporthales; Diaporthaceae
Exons: 4
Coding region: 61-2445 (794 amino acids)
Biological process (GO): mitochondrial translational elongation
Cellular component (GO): mitochondrion
Molecular function (GO): GTP binding; translation elongation factor activity; GTPase activity
Source: RefSeq, a predicted model, not a curated record